Haplochromis burtoni (Burton's mouthbrooder) is the source of this 3323-nucleotide messenger RNA. It is a transcript of the gene cyp26c1, whose product is annotated as cytochrome P450 26B1. Bases 337 to 1956 code for a protein of 539 amino acids. NCBI's taxonomy places the organism in Eukaryota, Metazoa, Chordata, Actinopteri, Cichliformes, Cichlidae. Gene Ontology annotation, molecular function: oxidoreductase activity, acting on paired donors, with incorporation or reduction of molecular oxygen; iron ion binding; monooxygenase activity. The record is from RefSeq and is a predicted model, not a curated record. The transcript is spliced from 7 exons. Gene Ontology annotation, biological process: sterol metabolic process.
UUUAACAUAUUCAAACCAACGUCACAACUGAAGGUGGAUCACGCUGCUUUUUCUAUAAAACCCCCUGCAGCCCGCUCACUGUGGAGGAGCAGGCAUCGGUCUCUCUCAGAGGAGCCGAGAAAGAAACUUUCCCCCAAACCCUGAACGGAUUUCUGUCACCGUGCGCUCAGAGGAAGCUGCUUGGAGCUUUUACAGGAGACCAGAGAAAAAAAAGGAAAAAGGAGGAAAAGAAAAAGAAUUCCGGACAGACGGACAGGGAGAAGCUUUACGCACAGCCCAGACAAUUUCAGCGCGCAGACACAGGUGGAUGCUGGGAAACGGACCAGCGCGGAGGAGAUGUUGCCCCUGCCUCAGUUUGGAGUGCUGUCGGCCUUGGCCACCGCGCUCACUUCGCUUCUCUCCGCGGUCCUGCUGCUGGCACUGACGCGGCAGCUGUGGAGCCUCCGCUGGAGUCUGACCCGGGACAAAGAGAGUCGCCUGCCGCUCCCGAGAGGCUCCAUGGGCUGGCCACUGGUCGGAGAGACUUUCCACUGGUUGUUCCAGGGUUCAAACUUCCACAUCUCGAGGCGAGAGCGUCACGGAAAUGUGUUUAAGACCCACCUCCUGGGGAAGCCGGUCAUCAGGGUGACGGGUGCAGAAAACAUCCGCAAGAUCCUGCUGGGGGAACACAGCCUGGUGUGCACCCAGUGGCCUCAGAGCACACGCAUCAUCCUGGGACCCAACACCCUGGUCAACUCCAUCGGAGACCUCCACAAGAGGAAGCGAAAAAUUCUGGCCAAAGUGUUUAGCCGGAGUGCUCUGGAGUCCUACCUGCCCCGGCUUCAGGACGUCAUCAAAUCUGAAAUCGCCAAGUGGUGCUCAGAGCCGGGCGCCGUCGACGUGUACAGUGCAGCCAAGUCCCUGACGUUCCGCAUCGCGGUCAGGGUCCUGUUGGGUCUGAAGCUGGAGGAGGAACGGAUCGUUUACCUGGCUAAGAUCUUCGAGCAGCUGAUGAACAACCUCUUCUCUCUGCCAAUAGAUGCCCCGCUUAGUGGGUUACGCAAGGGGAUAAAAGCCAGAGAAAUCCUGCACGCCCACAUGGAGAAAAUCAUUGAAGAGAAGAGGGAGCGGCAGCACAUGGACGAGGAAUAUAACGACGCCUUUGAUUACAUGUUGUCCAGCGCUAAGGAGAACGACCAGCAGCUCAGCAUGCAGGAGCUCAAGGAAACAGCAGUGGAGCUGAUCUUUGCUGCUCACUCCACCACAGCCAGCGCUUCCACAUCACUGGUUCUGCAGCUUCUUCGCCACCCAGCAGUGGUGGACAAGGCCAGAGUUGAACUGGAGGCGGAAGACCUCGGCUAUGAAUCUCACAACAGCUGCAUUCAAUCUGGUGUCACCAUGGAAACAGAGGAGGGCGCCACUGACGUAGAAACAACCUGCCUGCUAAACAGAGGGUGUCGGAAUCAGAGAGACGAAGACGGUUUCCCGCGGUCGCAGUCUCAUGUACCCUGGCUGAGCCUGGAGAAGCUCAGCCAGCUCCGCUACAUCGACUGUGUCGUCAAAGAGGUCCUCCGCUUCCUUCCGCCAGUCUCUGGCGGUUACCGAACAGCUCUGCAGACGUUUGAACUAGAUGGCUACCAGAUCCCAAAAGGUUGGAGUGUAAUGUACAGUAUCCGGGACACCCAUGAGACUGCAGCAGUCUUCCAGAGCCCGGAGCUGUUUGACCCGGAACGGUUCAGCCCAGAUCGGGAUGAGUGCCGGUCGGCCCGGUUCAGCUAUGUGCCGUUCGGUGGUGGAGUGCGGAGCUGCGUAGGGAAAGAACUGGCUCAGAUCAUCCUAAAGACUCUCGCCGUGGAGCUGAUUGGGACUUGCAAAUGGACCCUUGCUACAGAGAACUUCCCCAAGAUGCAAACAGUGCCAAUAGUGCACCCAGUAAACGGGCUGCACGUGCAUUUUUCCUACAACUACCAGCUUUAGAGAAAAAAAACAGACAAAUAGACACUGAGAAACUCAACCAGGGAGGCAGUUUGACCUUUCCUGCUUCUGGGAACUCUCUAGGAAAAGAGAAAAUGACCUCGCCAGUCCUGAUGGUGCAGUUUAGGCCCCCUUUCAUCUGCAUGGACAUGGGUGGGUGGGGGGUUACUUCAUUUCUUCAGUGGUCUGACCCAAACCUAAGAAACGACUUUCUGUUGUAGCACAAGCACAUUUUAACCAUGUUACAUGUUUCCCAGCAUUUACUUACUUUUACACACAUUUUAAGUUAUUAAAAUAUGAAAAUUUGCAGCAUUUUUCCUGCUAGUUUUCAAACAGGAGAUUAAGUUUUGCUGUCAUGAGUGGACCGCAUGUCACUAGCAAUAGUUUCUAUCCAGAGGACAAACAGUUAUUCAGGGACUCUUAAACCCUCCCUUCACACUACUUUAAUAAUCUUUUACCAGUAUAUUUUCUAUAUAUCCAGUUUCAGGGAUGUUUCUUUCCACUCAAAUCCAGUGAAACAAACACGUGGCGUCAUGAUUUUCUGCUGCCUGUCUUUCCUGUUGCACUCUGCCUUGGCAUCUUCGCCUUUCUGCACUCCUUCCUGAUAAAAUAAGCUUUUUACAUCAUCACUAUGGACAUAUCCAAGUGCUAUGUACUGUAUAUCUGCUAGCUUAUAUUUAGAACUUUGCCUUUGUUCACUUCUUAGGACUUCAUGUUGCCUCUGAAGUGCCUCUGAGCAUGGCACUGGCUGCGAGGCAGCUCCACGUGGAGAAACAAGCUUUGAAAUGUGACAGUUUGAUUAAGGCUGAAAUGUGAUUUUCUGUAAUAGAACCAUAUCUGAAUGCUCAUAAUGGACACUGGAGAGACCGGAUGUGUGAGGCUGAACCGACAACCAGGAACUACCCGAACAUAAAGUUCAUUUUAUACGAAUGUUAUCUAUCCUUAACAGUGCUAUUAUAUGUGUAUCAAAUGAAGUAGCAUUAUGAAUAAGCUGUAUUUAAAAUGCCGAUGUAUCAUAUCUGUUGUACUUUUAUCUGUAACAAUUUAUAGAUAGAGACACUAACUAGUAAAGCCCAUAACACCUUUAUCACUGCUAGAACAUAGAAAUAUUUUAUUGUUUAGAGCGGCAUAUACUGAGAGUAAAGUUAUACUUUUUAUUAUUGUUUUUACUGGUCUAAUUCUAGGACUGUCUAAUAGAUGCGCUGUGAAAUCUGAGGUGUGGAUGGAUUUGUGGAAGGAGAUAGCACUUUCUUUGCUUUAAGGAGUCUGUGUAAAUUUGUCCUGUUUGUGCGUUCAUUGAGUGUAUCACAUGUAGCUGCUGUACAGUUGAUGUAAAGAGUAAAUUAGAAGAUGCUAAACUAAAUUUGUCA